Messenger RNA from Parastagonospora nodorum SN15, 1641 nucleotides. RefSeq lists its product as hypothetical. The record is from RefSeq and is a predicted model, not a curated record. The coding region runs from base 1 to 1641 and encodes 546 amino acids. Lineage: Eukaryota; Fungi; Ascomycota; Dothideomycetes; Pleosporales; Phaeosphaeriaceae. The transcript has a single exon. Gene Ontology annotation, cellular component: Noc4p-Nop14p complex; nucleolus; small-subunit processome. Gene Ontology annotation, biological process: ribosome biogenesis.
AUGUCAGGUAAAACCGCAGCCAGCCAUGCCGGCGUGAAAAGGAAAAGAGACCCCAAUAAGCCCGAACGCCGCGAAUCCAAAUCGAAAAGCCGGCGCAAGUCACCCAGCGAAGAUGGCGACGACCCGCAAGCCGAAAUUCUACAGCUCGAAGCACAGAUCCUAGAGUCGCGGAAACACUACAACAACAUUGCGACUCUGUUGCAGCUAGCCCGACAGACCGACGCCGAGAAUGAAGCCCCAAUACUGGCCGUCGUUGCGCUGUGCCGAGUAUUUUCACGACUGCUUGCGACUGGAGACAUGGUAAAGAGCAAGGGCAUGGGCGAAGCAGAGGCAGUGAUUGCAUCAUGGUUGAAGGAGCGAUACAAGGAGUUUUUAAGCCUGCUAUUGAAGGAUUUCCUGCAGAGCGACCACCCAGCGAAGCAGUCAGUCGCACUCACACUGCUGAUGCGCUUGGUGCAGGAAGAAUCCAAGGCGGACAAGAACUACAGUGUGAAGAAUGGACCACUAUUGAAGCUUGUAGAGACCUUGCUUUUCCUCCCCGCGGACGAUCCCAACCGAGACGAAUUUGCAGAAAAAUACUUCAAGCAGUUCGACGACAUACGAUACCACACCUUCCAGACAAUCAAAACCGUCAUGGAUCUCGACCUCGAAAUGCCCACCAGACACCUCGUAGCAGCCAACUGCCUCUCCCUCCUCUCCACCCUCUCCGAAGUCCCCAAAUCCCAAUCCGAGAUCCAAAACUUCCACACACAGUCCAAAGCAAAGAGCCCCAUACCCUCCCUGCGCGCCUACAAGGAAAAAGCACAAGAAGCCUGGCUAGCCACAAUGCGCGCCGGCCUCUCGAAAGACCAACGCAAAACCAUCCUCUCAUCCUUCUCCCACCAAAUCGCUCCAUGGUUCCAGCAACCAGAGAUGCUCAUGGACUUCCUCACCGACUCGUACAACGUCGGCGGCGCAACGUCCCUCCUCGCAUUAUCAGGCUUGUACUACCUGAUAUCAGAGAAGAACCUCGACUACCCAUCAUUCUACCUGAAACUCUACUCGCUUCUCGACGACGGCCUUCUGCAUUCAAAACACCGCUCCCGCUUCUUCCGCCUGCUGGACACAUUCAUGUCCUCGACGCACUUACCCGCCGCGCUCGUCGCGAGCUUUAUAAAGCGCCUUUCGCGCCUGGCCCUACACGGUCCGCCCGCCGGCAUCGUCGUCGUCAUUCCCUGGGUGUACAACAUGUUCAAGCGCCACCCGGCGUGCACGUUCAUGAUGCACCGCAAACUUUCCCCCGCACAACUCUCCGCCCUCGACGAGAUGGGUAUGGACGACCCGUUCAGCAUGGCCGAGCCAGAUCCCGUGCUGACCAACGCCAUCGAGUCAAGUGUGUGGGAACUAGAAGCCUUGCAGGCGCAUUAUCACCCCAAUGUCGCCACGCUGGCGAAGAUUAUCAGCGAGCAGUUCACAAAGAGGAGUUAUAACCUCGAGGACUUUUUGGAUCAUAGUUAUACCGCGCUGCUGGAUGGCGAGUUGAAUAGGGAGUUGAAGAAGGAUCCGGAGGUCGAGUUUGAGAUUCCCAAGAGGAUUUUCACGGCGGAGGAGGGAAUGGGGAACAUGGGGGCGUUGUUCGGCUUGGUUGUUGAGGCAAGAUAG